AUGCCACUCCAUCCGCAGACUCCCAACAGGGAGGAUCUCGAGCAAACAUGGCAAUAUCUGGAGAAUGGAAUCUCCAAGAUUAUGAACGAUUUACAGCAAGGAAUGGACAUGAAGGCCUACAUGGGAAUUUACACUGCUGUACAUAACUUUUGUACAUCCCAAAAGGCGGUAAAUUCGAGUAGCACCUCUCUCCACCACCAAGGCGGUGUCCAUAGGGGUGCUCACUUGCUGGGGGAGGACUUGUAUAACAAUUUGAUUCACUACCUUACCGCCCAUCUUGCAGGAUUGAAGGAGCAGUCUGGUCAGUUCGCAGAUGAAGCUCUACUUGGAUUCUACAUCCGGGAAUGGGACCGAUAUACGACAGCAGCCAAGUAUAUCAACCAUUUGUUUAGGUACUUGAAUCGACAUUGGGUUAAGAGAGAGAUGGAUGAAGGCAAGAAAAACAUCUACGACGUCUACACUCUACACCUUGUCCGCUGGAAACUCGAUCUUUUUGAUAGCGUUCAGAAGAACGUUAUGGAUGGCGUUCUCAAACUCGUAGAGAAGCAGAGAAACGGCGAGACUAUCGAAACAGCCAUGGUCAAGAGCAUCGUUGACUCCUUCGUUUCUUUGGGUCUUGAUGAGAACGACUCAUCCAAGUCCACUUUGGAUGUCUACAGAGAGUUCUUCGAGAAGCCAUUCUUAGAAAUCACAAACGUUUAUUACCAACUCGAAUCGAAACAAUUCGUUGCCGAAAACAGCGUUGUCGAAUAUAUGAAGAAGGCUGAGACUCGCCUGAGCGAAGAGGAAGGACGCGUUCACGUCUAUCUUCAUCCGGACAUAAUGAUUCCGCUGAUGAAAACAUGUCAGCGUGUGCUUAUUCAAGAGCACAAGACCCUUCUUCAUGACGAGUUCCAAGUUCUGUUGAAUAACGACCGCCAGGACGACCUAAAACGCAUGUACAACCUAUUAUCUAGGAUAACAGAAGGCCUCGAACCUUUAAGGACUAAGUUUGAGGCACACGUCCGAAAGGCUGGCCUUGAAGCGAUUGAGAAGGUCGCUAAUGAGAACGCGGACGAUAACUUGGAGCCAAAGGUUUAUGUUGAUGCCCUCCUCGAAGUUCACGAGAAAUACUCUAGCCUCGUCAAGAUUGCCUUUAAGGAAGACACCGAAUUUGUUCGAUCGCUCGACAAUGCUUGCAGAGAAUUUGUGAACAGGAACAAGGUCUGCAAGGCCGCGUCCUCCAAGUCGCCUGAGUUAUUGGCUAAAUACGCCGACUCAUUGCUGAAGAAGAGUGCAAAGGCCGCAGAAGAAGCAGACCUCGAGAGCAAGCUGGACAGUAUAAUGACGGUCUUCAAGUACGUCGAAGACAAGGAUGUGUUCCAAAAGUUCUACUCAAGAAUGUUGGCAAAGAGAUUGGUUCAUGCUACAUCCGCAUCUGAUGAUGCAGAGACCAGCAUGAUCGGGAAGCUCAAGGAUGCAUGCGGUUUCGAGUACACGAACAAGCUCCAGCGUAUGUUCCAGGAUAUGCAGAUCUCCAAGGAUCUUAACGACAGCUACAAAGAAUGGAUGAACAACACCUUGGAUGAAGAGUCCCUCAAGACAGCGGUCGAUUUCUCGAUCCAAGUUCUGGGAACUUCGUUCUGGCCUCUAACCCCACCUAAUACACCGUUCAACAUCCCACAAGUCAUCACCAAGACGUACGACCGAUUCCAAACCUUUUAUUUCCAGAAGCACAGCGGUCGCAAGUUGAAUUGGCUAUGGCACCUUUGCAAGGGAGACGUCAAAGCGACGUUCGCCAAAAGCUCGAAGGUCCCAUUCACAUUCCACGUUUCGACUUAUCAGAUGGCUAUUCUUUUGAUGUUCAACGACGCUACCUCGUAUACCUAUGAGGAUAUCGAGUCAACGACUAGCCUCUCCCGUGACUAUCUCGACCCUUCCCUUGGUGUGUUUAUCAAAGCCAAGGUUCUCAACAUUGAGCCAGCAUCGAGCAAGGUCGGACCCGGAACUACCUUGACCUUGAACACUGAUUUCAAGAGCAAGAAGAUUCGUGUCAAUUUGAACAUGGCAGUCAGGGCGGAACAGAAGCAGGAGACUGAGGACACUCACAAGACCAUUGAGGAGGACCGUAAACUACUUAUGCAGUCUGCUAUCGUCCGUAUCAUGAAGUCUCGUAAGAAGCUCAAGCACGCUGUUCUCGUCUUGGAGACUAUCGCCCAGAUCAAAUCACGCUUUACACCCAAGGUUCCUGAUAUCAAGAAAUGUAUUGAUAUCUUGCUAGAGAAAGAAUACUUGGAGAGGUUGGAUGGGGAUCGUCUUGGAUAUUUGGCUUAA
Molecule: messenger RNA, 2313 nt
Organism: Orbilia oligospora ATCC 24927
Lineage: Eukaryota; Fungi; Ascomycota; Orbiliomycetes; Orbiliales; Orbiliaceae
Exons: 7
Coding region: 1-2313 (770 amino acids)
Biological process (GO): SCF-dependent proteasomal ubiquitin-dependent protein catabolic process; protein ubiquitination
Cellular component (GO): SCF ubiquitin ligase complex
Molecular function (GO): ubiquitin protein ligase binding
Source: RefSeq, a predicted model, not a curated record